Molecule: messenger RNA, 249 nt
Organism: Stylonychia lemnae
Lineage: Eukaryota; Ciliophora; Spirotrichea; Sporadotrichida; Oxytrichidae
Source: the annotation of a GenBank genome assembly
AUGUAUAAGGUCCUGCCUACUAUGAAGUACUCAAAGACUUAGUUGCAGCAGAAAUCAUUGUACAUGCUAGAGUAGGAAACUAAUUCUUUUAUAAAGAAACUUGCAAAAAACAUUCCCAUCACUAUUAAAGUAACGACUAGAUUGAGAAUUUUGAAAUACGAUGGGAACUCCUAGGUCAUUUUAAUUAGUAGACUUGCUUUCUUUAUUUUAAAAUCUCUAAUUCUCCUUAUUUCGGAUUGUUUUAAUUGA